AAGGACUGAAAGAUGUGGACCAGAUCAAUAUGGAUAGCACCAGCUCACUCCAUGGCAGCAGCAUCCACCGACCUUCCACUGAGCAAACACGGACAGAUUUCUCCUGGGAUGGCAUCAAUCUCUCCAUGGAAGACACAACCUCCAUCCUGCCCAAGCUGAAGCGAAACUCCAAUGCAUAUGGGAUCGGAGCUCUAGCUAAGUCAUCUUUCUCUGGGAUAUCCCGCAGCAUGAAGGAUCAUGUCACCAAGCCCACUGCCAUGGGACAGGGCCGCGUCGCACACAUGAUUGAGUGGCAGGGCUGGGGCAAUGGCAGCAACCAGCAGCAGCAUCACACCCACGAAACGGUCCGGAAGGAUGCCGACGCUUACUCUGACCUGAGUGACGGGGAGAAGGAGGCGCGAUUCCUUGCAGGGGUGAUGGAACAGUUUGCGAUCUCGGAAGCUACCCUCAUGGCCUGGUCUUCCAUGGACGGUGAAGACAUGAGUGUCAACUCCAACCAGGAGAACCAGGCUGGCAACUACAAUGAGACCUACCAGGAGAUGAUGGAGAACCAGGAUCACCUGGCCCAGGCGCAGUAUGACAGCUGGCCUCACUCCUACGUCUCGCAAGGCAUGUACUGCCUGGGCUCAUCGGACGCCUGGGAGACCAGCGACCAGUCCCUCAUUGCCUCCCCAGCGGCUGGCUCCUGCCUCGGCCAGAACUUUGAAGAGUCCCAGCCCAGCCUGCAGGAAACUCAGGCCCUGCUCCCCAAUUCCGGCCUCGCGGAUGCAUGGCCUGCUCAGACAGUCCCCGGUGGGGGUGGCAGUGCUGAAUCCAGCACCUUUGUGGGCGUCCACUCGGAGGAGGAAAAGAACCCCUUGCUGGAGAAGGCCCCGCUCCUGAACAAGAAGCCCUCGCUGGAGGAGGACGAUGCCGUUUGCCGGGACCUGGAGUCCCUUUCCCCGCGGGAGGAGCCAGAGCCCGCUGUCCUCAGCCGCAAGGUCUCUGACGUUACCUCGUCCGGAGUGCAGUCUUUUGAUGAGGAGGAAGGCGAAGCCAACAACUGA
Varanus komodoensis (Komodo dragon) is the source of this 1046-nucleotide messenger RNA. RefSeq names its product family with sequence similarity 131 member B (gene FAM131B). Bases 30 to 1046 code for a protein of 338 amino acids. Lineage: Eukaryota; Metazoa; Chordata; Lepidosauria; Squamata; Varanidae. The record is from RefSeq and is a predicted model, not a curated record. The transcript is spliced from 7 exons.